AUGGACUUUCAGAGUGCAAUGGAGACGUUUGCUGAGGCGUGGGCUGCGGCCAACAACGUCAAGACGGAAGCUCCUACUGAUUUAGCUCAGAUGGCUGCAAACAUCCAGCAGGCAUACCUAAAGAAUCUGUCGGCGGAACUCCGGCGCAGCAAGACGCCUCCGCGACGUUCGCCGGAGGAGCGCGCUGUCCCUCGUCCCCCCUCAGCUCCAGUCCAUCAUGAGCGCAUUCAACACACCCCCCAUCCUCCCCAUACCCCCCACCUAUCGCCCAAGAAGGAAGCUUUCAACAAUCUCAUGAACAAAGGCACGCCAAAUAAAGUGAGGAGACUGGAGAGUGAUAAAGGCUACUUUUCCGAAGAGUCUACAGUGAAAACAGUGCCGGUCCACUGCGUGGUGGAAGUAGUAUCUUCGCUGGAAGAAGGUGCAUGGAGACGCAGGGCUGUGGUGGAGACUGACAGCUACGUCAUCAUUCCUGUACCAACCCCAUUUUAUGAGCUGGUGCCCACCGCCCUGAUACGUUUGGGUUACUCUCAUGAAUUGGCUGCUUCUGCCAAAGGAUCAGUAGUCAUUAACAACUGGAAGCCAUUGCCUUUCGAAAGGAUUUCUGAUGUUCCUACAGCCACGGUCGGUGAGGUCCUCGGAGAGUUGUCAACAGUGGCCACUCUUCGGAUCCAACUCCUCAGACCAAGGCCCACUCCUCUUCAGGACAUUAAAGAUAAACUUCUGAGACUUCUGCUGGUACAGAGUAGACCGUUGCUUAUGUCUACUGGAUGUCCUUUGGACGAGAUAACUUUAGCUCAGAUUUGUCGUGGUCAGGAACGUGCUCCCGGGCCACACAACUUAUAUGAGCCAUCUGAAGAAAUGAGACGUAAAUUUGAAUCUUGGUGGAGCGCGCAGGUAUCGCCGAGACCACCACCAUUCAGUCCCCGUCGAUAUCCAUCACCUGGUCCUAAAACUCGAUCGCCAACGCUGAACACGAUUCCAGAUCACUUACAUCCAGCCUUACAGACUGUACAAAGUCAAUAUCCAACACAAAAGACUAGAAUGCGGACAAGUUUUGAUCCUGAGUUAGAGCUGCCUAAAUUACAGCGUUGGUUUUCUGAAAAUCAACAUCCGAGUAGACAGCAAAUACAACAGUAUGUCCGAGAGCUAAACAACUUGGAAUCGAGGCGAGGACGUAAGCCCCUUGAUGUCAACAACGUUGUUUACUGGUUUAAGAACGCGCGUGCUGCGCAGAAACGCGCGGAGCUUCGAAAUAUCGGUGGAUUGGGCUGUCAUCUAGGAGUGAACGGUUUCAAUAGCAGAAGUCACAGCCCGACUAAUGGCUCAUUGAUGGCUGGUAGUGACACCUAUGGAUCUCAAGACCACAACUCAAUGAAGAGUCCCUUAUUAUCCGGGAGUCCUGGUCGAUACCCGAUGUCUGUUAUGUCUGAAGAUAAUUUAUCCAAUGGGGGCUCCGAUAUGGAAGAUGAUGGUGCUGAUUUAAAUCCCGAUGAUAGGCCCGAGAGCCCAGACGCGCCUCUCUCUUUGAUAACAACUAAGAAAAAUAAUGAUCAUGAGACAGAUGACAGACCCGAAGAGUCGCCAAAGCCACCAGAUAUAAUUAAGGUGCAUGACAUAAAACAAGAGCCGAGAGAUUUGAGCAAGCCUGACAAUGCAGUCUCUCCUCAACGUUCUCCUGCUAAGAAUAGCGACAGCUCGCAUAACAACAAUAGCAGCAACAAUAACAACAAUGAGGAUGAGAAUGGCGUUGGUGAAGACCAUGAUGGCUCUGAUGAAGAUGUCAUCCAGGAGCGACAUUACAGGCCGUCUUCUCCGCAUCUUGACCGUCUGCCAUUUCCCAUGGUGCCAAACCAUCCAAUGUUCGGCCACGGCAUCAUGUACAUGAGCCAGUACAUGAGUGGCUUUCCUGGUGUUGGUGCAGUCCCUGGAGAAGGUGCCAGUGGCCUCAAUCUGGCACUCGCAGGAGCUUCCGACGAGCGUCGCAAACGUAACCGAACAUUCAUCGACCCCGUAUCCGAGGUUCCUGUCCUAGAGCAAUGGUUCUCAAUGAACACACAUCCUUCGCACAACCUGAUACUUAAAUACACCGAGGAGUUAAACCGAAUGCCUUACAGGCAGAAAUUUCCUCGGCUGGAGUCAAAGAAUGUGCAAUUUUGGUUCAAGAAUCGACGAGCGAAGUGCAAGCGACUGAAGAUGUCGUUGUACGAGCCAUCGUCCCCCGGCCACUACUCCCAUCCCGGACACCCGCACGCUUUGGCCGAACGGAAGCUGGUGUGA
Spodoptera littoralis (African cotton leafworm) is the source of this 2280-nucleotide messenger RNA. The record is from the annotation of a GenBank genome assembly. NCBI's taxonomy places the organism in Eukaryota, Metazoa, Arthropoda, Insecta, Lepidoptera, Noctuidae.